AUGGCAGCCGGUCAAGACGUUCAAAUUGAGCUGCAGAAGCCGAAUGAGAGCCAUAUAGAGGUAUUACGUCGAGAGCAACCUACUUUUGAAAUCCCGAAUCAGAUAGACAAGAUUGUGGAUCGAAAAUUCGAUACGCAUAUCAUCCCCUGGCUUUUUGGUAUAUGGCUAUUUGCGUUCAUAGAUCGAAGCAAUAUCGGUAAUGCGAAGAUAGACGGGCUUAUACAGGAUCUCCAUCUAGACGGAGACAAGUUCAACAUUGCCCUUGUGGUGUUUUACAUUCCUUAUAUUCUAGUUGAUGUCCCUAGUAAUUGGGUAGUCAAACAUGUCCGAGCAGGGAUCUUCCUUCCUGCUCUGAUCACCGCAUGGGGCUUGACUAGCACAUGUCUAGGCUUCACAAAGUCCUUUACCGGACUAGUUAUUGCUCGUCUUGCACUUGGCCUCUGCGAGGGUGGCCUUCUCGGUGGCAUGAUCGUAUACUUAGCCAUGUUCUAUCGACGGCAUCAGAUGCUUUAUCGUAUAGGUCUUUUCUACUGCGCGGCUCCGUUAAGUGGUGCUUUCGGUGGACUCUUAGCUACUGGACUCGCCAAGAUUGAAUAUGGUGGUUAUAACAACUGGCCGUGGAUAUUUUUCAUUGAGGGAAUCAUUACCACAAUUUUUGGGAUUAUCUGCUUUUUCACAAUGCCUCAUACUCCCGCAGACGCGAAGUUUUUGACGGAGGAAGAGAAGAUUGUAGCUCUUCACCGCAUGAUGGAAGACUCACACGGCGCUACUGAUACUGAGAAUGUCAAUGAAGAGCGUUUCGAUUGGCAUUGGGUCCGUAUGGCUAUGCUUUCCCCGCAAACUUGGUUUUGCUCAUUCGCAUGGUUUUUCCUCUUAAUUCCUCUCUACAUUCUAUCGGUGGAAGGAAAUAAGGUCAUGCUAACAAUCGACUCGCAGAGUUUUUCUCUCUUCUUGCCUUCUAUUAUCUCUGGAAUGGGAUACAAAUCGACGACGGCCCAAUUGUUCACUGUCCCACCAAACAUCGCUGCUUUUGUCUUGGUUCUUCUUACUUCAACUUUAUCUGAUAAAAUAAAGGCACGAGGCCCGAUUAUGGUUGUCGGAUGUGUGUUAGCCAUGGUUGGGUAUAUUAUGCUUCUAGCCGCUAAGACAAAUAGCGUUCGCUACGGAGGAACCUUUCUAGUUGCUAUUGGAGUGUAUCCCGGUUCUCCAAUGAUCAUGGGCUGGUUAUCCAAUAAUCUAGCACCCCAUUAUGUUCGAGCAACGGGCAUUGGCUUUCAAAUUGCCUUUGCAAACUGCUCUGCCUUUAUUGCAACAUUUAUUUAUCUAUCCCAAGACGCGCCCGACUAUACCCUUGGCCACUCUGUAAGCUUGGGCUCCCUUGUAUUAUGUAUCGUCACGGUUGUUCUCCAGAUUCUUUAUUGCCGGUGGGAAAACAAGCAACGUGAGAACGGCUCUCGAGAUUACCGUCUACAUGAAGGAAGUGAACAUUGGUUAGGACAUACGCACCCCGCCUUUCGCUACACGAUCUAA
Messenger RNA from Talaromyces proteolyticus, 1530 nucleotides. Its product is annotated as MFS transporter-like protein. Gene Ontology annotation, molecular function: transmembrane transporter activity. The transcript is spliced from 6 exons. The record is from RefSeq and is a predicted model, not a curated record. Bases 1 to 1530 code for a protein of 509 amino acids. Gene Ontology annotation, cellular component: membrane. Gene Ontology annotation, biological process: transmembrane transport. NCBI's taxonomy places the organism in Eukaryota, Fungi, Ascomycota, Eurotiomycetes, Eurotiales, Trichocomaceae.